Messenger RNA from Cucurbita maxima (winter squash), 1715 nucleotides. Its product is annotated as fructose-bisphosphate aldolase, cytoplasmic isozyme 1. Bases 453 to 1526 code for a protein of 357 amino acids. Gene Ontology annotation, cellular component: cytosol. Gene Ontology annotation, biological process: fructose 1,6-bisphosphate metabolic process; glycolytic process. The record is from RefSeq and is a predicted model, not a curated record. Lineage: Eukaryota; Viridiplantae; Streptophyta; Magnoliopsida; Cucurbitales; Cucurbitaceae. The transcript has 3 exons. Gene Ontology annotation, molecular function: fructose-bisphosphate aldolase activity.
UAUUAGGGGCACACAUAUUUUUGUGUUGGAUGUUAUGAGUAGGUACAUCAGUAUGGCCUCUUCGCUCAGAGACAAAAAGAUGGAAGGAAGAGUAUGGGUAUGGAGAGAGGUAAAAUCCAAAAAACAACUUUGUUUAGAAGUGCGGCUGAAGGAAGAAAUAGAUGAGGACCAUCGAAAGGAUACAAACCAACAGGAUUUUUUAGUAUUGUUCUAGUAUGGGGGAUGGAUAAUCGAGGGGAUGAGUUGCCACUUGCCACUUGCCACUUGUCUUGGAAAGCCAUCACUCAUUCUUCUAUCCAACCUCGAUAACCCCCUUUAGGCUAACUUUGUGACACGUGUACUUGCAUGGGCUCUGAUUCUGCCACUAUAUUCCAUGAACAAUGCUUAUCUAUAUAGAUUGAAGCCUUCUUCUUAUCAGAUUCAGAACCUUCCCCCCUCCUCCACCUUUAACCAUGUCUGCCUUUGUUGGAAAGUAUGCAGAGGAGCUGAUUAAGAAUGCCAAGUACAUUGCAUCACCAGGGAAGGGCAUAUUAGCUGCUGAUGAGAGCACUGGCACAAUAGGAAAGCGGCUGGCAAGCAUAAGCGUUGAGAACGUGGAGUCCAACCGCCAAGCCCUUCGUGAGCUUCUCUUUACCUCUCCCAAUGCUCUCUCUUAUCUCUCAGGUGUAAUCCUCUUCGAAGAGACUCUUUACCAAAAGACAUCAGAUGGGAAGCCGUUCGUGGAAGUGCUUCAAGAGAACAAUGUAAUUCCAGGCAUCAAAGUUGACAAGGGCACUGUCGAGUUGGCUGGCACCAACGGCGAGACCACAACCCAAGGCUUCGACUCCCUUGGAGCUCGGUGCCAACAGUUCUACAAAGCCGGCGCUCGCUUUGCCAAGUGGCGUGCUGUUCUCAAGAUUGGUGCUUCUGAGCCCUCUGAGUUGUCUAUCCAACAGAACGCUCAGGGCUUGGCUCGUUAUGCCAUUAUCUGUCAGGAGAAUGGGUUGGUUCCUAUUGUAGAGCCUGAAAUCCUCACUGAUGGUACUCAUGAUAUCAAGAAGUGUGCUGCUGCUACUGAGAUUGUGCUGGCUGCGGUUUACAAGGCUCUGAGUGACCACCAUGUGCUUCUUGAAGGGACCCUCCUCAAGCCCAAUAUGGUCACCCCUGGCUCCGCUAGCCCAAAGGUAGCUCCAGAGGUAGUGGCAGAAUACACAGUAGCUGCACUUCUUCGAACCGUCCCAGCCGCCGUCCCAGGGAUCGUGUUCCUGUCGGGAGGACAAAGCGAAGAAGAAGCGACACUGAACCUGAAUGCCAUUAACAAAUUGCAAGUGUUGAAGCCAUGGACCCUUUCCUUCUCAUUUGGGCGAGCACUGCAGCAAAGUACGCUGAAGAUAUGGAGUGGGAAGAAGGAGAACGUUGGGAAAGCUCAAGAAGCGUUCUUGGUUAGGUGCAAGGCGAACUCGGAGGCCACUCUGGGGAAGUACGGCGGUGGGAGCGGCAACGGGUUGGCCUCGGAGAGCCUGUACGAAGCUGGGUACAAAUACUAAAAUAACUUCCAACUGUGUGUAUAAUAAUAUACCGUACUGCCCGCCCCUGCUGGAUCUUCUUCUUCUUCCCUGCUUCUGAAUGCAUACAUCUAACGAAGCUCUGUACACCAUCAUAUCUCUGUGCUUCCUAAGUCAUUUGAAAGGCUAAGCGUUACUAUUUUGGUGGUGUGGUGUUAGUUUUCUUAUUCC